AUGCAAACAUGUAAGGAAUUGCUUACUGCCAAGCAAAACAGGUCAGAACUGGACCAGAAAAGAGCCAAAUACAUGGAUCAGCUGACAGAGCAGAGCAAAAGGCUGGCAUCUACCCUUAAAACACAGCAUGUGACGGAUGACAAAAUGAGAGAGGAAUUUGACAAACUCUGGGUUAGUUGGACAAACGAUGUGGUGAAAAACCAGCCUACUGACAAACCACUCGAUGUGAAAGUUAUAGUAGAAGAUGUCCUGCUUAAUCAGUUCCACAAUAUCAACAAUAUCCUAAAGAAAGUGAAAGAGGGAAUGUUCAAAUUUGAUCCAAAGGCAUGCGUUCAGCGACGCCUCCUGGAGUAUGUAGGCCUAAGUUACAGAGGCAAUUUCGACCAGAGUAUAAGAAUUCUCAUGGAAAAGUCUAAGUGUGUUGUAAAUGAUUGCAUCACUGUCAAGGAAAAGGGCAAGAAGGAUUUUGAUAAAAACUUCAUCUAUGAAAUUCUGUCGGGUAUCAAGAAGGCCAUUGAUGAUUUUGAGAACACAUCAGGAAACCCCAAAUUAACCAAAGAAUUUAGGGUGGAUUUGUCUGUUAGUCUUUGCCUGAACAAUGUUUCAAGACUUCAGAACAUGCAUGAAGAAUUCAGGAAUGCAAACCAUCCACUAACAUAUUUACAAAGCCAGAGGGAAACAUAUUUCCAGUCAUUCAACAAUUACUGCAAAGGAGCCAGCUCUGUACAAAUAUUUGUUGAGUUUCUCUGUAAAAUCAUCACACCAGAGGUUUUGAAUGCGGCAAAUAACAAAACCUGCCAGAAUAUAGCAGAUAGCUUGAAGACAAACAAUCCAGCUCUCAAAGCCAACCGAUCAAAUCUUGAGAAUCAUAUACUGAAGGAUCUGGCAACACAGGAGAACUUCAGCAUGUAUGAGGAGUAUAUUGAUCACCCAAAAGUAUACUUUAAAAGAUUUAUUCAAGAAACUGUAAACAAAUUCUGUUGUGAUACUGGAAAGCUGCAAUCAAUCUAUGAGGAACAUCUAAAUAGCCUGAAAAAUCAAAUACUUAAAGCAAGCCCAAAUGUAACCACAGAAGUGGGUGAAAGGAACGUCAAUGCGAGUUUGUGGCUUGACGUGUUCUGUAGAAAGGUGGGGGAGCUCAUAGUCAUAAAGAGAGAUGACUUACGGAGCAUUGAAAGGGAAGACAUCAGAGACGGGCAGUUCCUUAAAGACACAAUGGCCACAUUUCUGGAAGAGAUGAUUAAGAAUAAAAAGGUGGACAUGAAAGCCAUGAGAGAGAAACCCACUUCGAUGUUGUUUCAGCAGCUCCAGGGAUGUUGGGCACAGUGUCCUUUCUGCAAAGCCAUCUGCACGAACACCAUCCCCAAGCAUGACGCGGAUCACAGUGUUCAAUUCCACCGCACUGAAGCUCUGAGUGGCACGUCUUUUGUGGACACAGACCAUUUUUGCAUAGAUUUUUGUACCACAUCAGUAGUAAGUGAUCAAAGCUUCAGAACCUGUGAGGAUGGUGAAUGGAUCCCCUAUAAAAUGUACAGAACAGCUGGACCCCCCUAUGAUACAUGGAGCAUUACUCCAGAUGGCAGUUCUCAGGGCUACUGGAAAUGGUUCAUUUGCAAGUUUCGUCCACAGUGGGAGGAAAAAUUUGGCCAUAAGUUCACUGGCCAUGGCAAAAUCCCAAGCGAAUGGGAAAGAUUCACAAGACAAGAUGUGUUGGACCAGCUAAAGUAGUUUAACUUAGUAUUGAGUAAUAGACAUCUAUAUGUGCAGGUAUUAGACCUUGUUAUGAGUCUCUGAGCUGUUUGUAUCACAUUAUAACAAAAAUAUAUCUUUAGAAAACUGUGUUGAUUUGAUAUUUAGUUCAUUAUGAUGUUCAUUACAAUCAAAAGUCCCUGAUUUGACUCCAGUUCCUCCUAUGAUGACAAUAGUAUUUUGUGAUUAACCAUUUAUUUUAAUGUUGAUGCACUAAUGUGUGUCUCAUGGUGGAGCCCAUGAAAUGGGAGUUAAACUCAACAUGCCUUGAAAGCCACCAAAGGUGAGCUGGUCAGACAACUAUUACAUUUACAGUAUAUUCUUACUGUUUGUUUACUUGUAUGUCACUGGCAUUCAUUGUAUUGCUUCUCUUUUAUCCUAAGUUGUGUGGUGUGUGAAUAAACAGUUGUUCUGUAGUUAACAAAGUUUUGGAAUCCAUGUCAUAGUGGCAAAUGGAAAGGAUUUAAGGUAUUUUUAUUUGCUGUUUCUUUGUCAUUUUGUGUUAGUCAAUAUUUUAGUUGACACUUUGUGUCAAACGGGUGGAAUGUGGGGAAAUAUUUGUCAUUGCUUAUAAUCAUAACACUUAGAGAUGACUGCUACACUUAUAUGCUUAAAUGU
Messenger RNA from Alosa sapidissima (American shad), 2367 nucleotides. RefSeq names its product interferon-induced very large GTPase 1-like. The record is from RefSeq and is a predicted model, not a curated record. Bases 1 to 1728 code for a protein of 575 amino acids. The transcript is spliced from 3 exons. NCBI's taxonomy places the organism in Eukaryota, Metazoa, Chordata, Actinopteri, Clupeiformes, Clupeidae.